CAGAUUUUCUUACCACCAUUGACCUUUUAAAAAGUCAGGGUGGCAGGUAGUAAGUGGAAGGGGAGAAUGUUUCUGUCUCUUCCUACAUUGACUGUCCUCAUUCCAUUGAUCUCCUUAGCAGGACUGUUCUACUCAGCCUCCGUGGAAGAAGACUUCCCACAGGGCUGCACUAGCACAGCCAGCCUGUGCUUUUACAGUCUGCUCUUGCCCAUCACCAUACCAGUGUAUGUGUUCUUCCACCUGUGGACUUGGAUGGGUAUUAAGCUCUUCAGGCAUAAUUAAUGCACCCAGAGCCAAGAUGGGAUAUACAUUAAUGAUAAGUCUUGAGUGUCUAGCUCAACUGCAUGAAAAUACUGGAAACCCACUUAAUUUUCAGGGAAGAUGCUGUGCCUUGCUUCUGUCAGAGGCUGAGGACUGUGGGAGGCGUACACUGCAGAAGCUUCUUUCAUUAUACUUUGGUUCUGCCCUUGUUUUUUGAAGGUUCUAAUUUAUGACUGCUGUGUCAGAAGAAACGUUUCAACACAGUGUCUUAUUGGAAAUUAACAAUACCAACCAUCACCUAAUGGCUUUUCUUAUCCCUUUCAUCUAAAAAUUAAUAAUUUGAAAUUUUAUGUUUGUUUGAGAUUCAAAGUCUUUGAUAGAGUCACAUGUUCUACAGAUAACUGA
Molecule: messenger RNA, 666 nt
Organism: Myotis brandtii (Brandt's bat)
Lineage: Eukaryota; Metazoa; Chordata; Mammalia; Chiroptera; Vespertilionidae
Product: phosphatidylinositol N-acetylglucosaminyltransferase subunit Y
Exons: 1
Coding region: 67-282 (71 amino acids)
Source: RefSeq, a predicted model, not a curated record